This is a messenger RNA of Camelina sativa (false flax), 852 nucleotides long. RefSeq lists its product as uncharacterized. Lineage: Eukaryota; Viridiplantae; Streptophyta; Magnoliopsida; Brassicales; Brassicaceae. The record is from RefSeq and is a predicted model, not a curated record.
GCAGUUUCUCAUGCCCUUCAAAAACCCUUCUCAACAUUACGUAAUCCUCGAAGAAACUUACUUAUAAACAAAAAUUUUAGAAUAAUACGACAAAUUCAAACACCAUAAUUUUCAUGAUGGAGAAGAUCAAAUCAAAGAUUGAGAGUAACAAACGGAGGAGAAGACAAGAGAUGGUAACGGAGACAGAGAUGGAGGCUGCGCAACAGUUGAUGCAUUUGAGCGACGAAGAGAUCAGUAAUCUCAAUAUCAUCAAGAAGAACAAGAAGAAGACGAUCGAGGACAUCUUCGGCGUAGAUGAUAUUCAUGAUGAUGAAGAUGAUGAUCAAUGCAAGAAGGAAACGAUGAUUUUGAGAGUAAUGUCAUCGAAGAAGAGGAAGAAGUAUAGGACGAUUGAGAGCAUUUACAUGGCCACGAGACCUAUCAGGGUCGUGAUUAGAUGAUCAAACAACUCUCGUUAGGUUUGCAGUUUAAGUUUUUUUUUAUAAAAAAUACAGUACUAUGGUUUCAUGAAUAUUUAGAGAUAUUUAAGUAUUUUGUAAUUAGUUCUAAGCAUAAAAUAUUUUUUUAUCAUUUUGAGAAAGGAAGAAACACACUUGGGUUUUAAUCAUAGUUUACAUUAUUUUAUGACUUGAUGAUGCUAUACGAUCGAUCGAGGAUGAUAAGGUUCGAGGGAGCAAAAAGAUCAAAUGAUUAUGAUCUAUGAGUCACGGCUUUCUUGUUUCUUCAAAUAAAAACAAAACAAUCUUAGAACGCGUGCAAGUAUUAUUCAUGUAUAUAUUUUUACGCGUAUUGGGUAUUCUCUUUCACGAUUCACACUCUUAAGUUUUAUUAACAAAAGAAGAAUUAUACUCA